CAUCGUCCUCUCCAGCGCACGGCGCAGAUUUCGCUGUCGUGAGUUCGAACUAAUUUUCUUAUAAUUCGACCAAAAAUUCAGUGUUUCUCGUUGAUAAAUCUUUGCAAUAAUGAGCGACGACUAUUUGAGUAAACCUCUAUCGUUUGGAGCACCUUCUCCUGCACGACCAUCCCAGCAGGUUCAGUCAUUGUCUCCGUAUUUGAAUUAUGAUACCCGCUAUAUGCAGUCCCAGCCGGAAUUCAUCUUUCCAGAGGGAGCUUCCAAGCAGCGGGGAAGGUUCGAAUUAGCGUUCUCUCAGAUCGGUUCGUCGGCAAUGAUCGGAGCCGGAAUUGGGGGUGCAGCUGGCUUCUACAAUGGAGUACGUGCUACUGCAUUGGCCAACCAUACAGGAAAGCUACGACGAACACAGCUUUUGAAUCACGUCAUGAAACAAGGAGCGGCCACAGCGAAUACACUUGGCACGUUAGCAGUGAUGUAUUCCGUGUUUGGCGUAGUGCUCCAGUGGGCGCGUGGUGAGGAUGAUGAAAUCAACACGAUAGCGGCCGGCGGUGCCACCGGACUGCUAUACAAAUCCACAGCAGGCUUGAGAAAGUGUGCCAUCGGAGGAGGAGUUGGUCUAGCUUUGAGUUCACUAUAUGUGCUAUGGAAUGUCACAGGCGGAAGCUCAAAGAAGUUGAAGGAACUGCGAUCGCAAUACAUGUAAUUUGAUCGAUUUUUCCUAAUUAGGAUUAUGACAAGAAGCUACGGCGGAAAAUCGCUAGGUUCAGUAAGUAAAUCCAAAGUGUAUGUAGUGCUGAUGGUAGGCAAAGCUUUCAGUUGUAAAUCAUUGUGGAAUGUUCUGUCGAACGUCGGUAGACCAAUGACUUAUCGGGAUCAAGUGUUUCCUUAAGAUGGGUUUGAUUAUGUAUGUUAAGGUACGCUUGUUAGCUGUGAUCUUGAUUUUUUUUACAUAUUUUCGUUGUACGAAAAUGGCACUCUAAUCUAAGUACUGCUUGUGAGCAAAUUAAUAAAUUAUAAUUACAAUAA
This is a messenger RNA of Ochlerotatus camptorhynchus, 1026 nucleotides long. It is a transcript of the gene Tim23, whose product is annotated as translocase of inner mitochondrial membrane 23. The coding region runs from base 110 to 703 and encodes 197 amino acids. The record is from RefSeq and is a predicted model, not a curated record. The transcript is spliced from 3 exons. Gene Ontology annotation, biological process: protein import into mitochondrial matrix. Lineage: Eukaryota; Metazoa; Arthropoda; Insecta; Diptera; Culicidae. Gene Ontology annotation, cellular component: TIM23 mitochondrial import inner membrane translocase complex; mitochondrial inner membrane. Gene Ontology annotation, molecular function: transmembrane protein transporter activity.